CACAGACAUAUAGGUAAAGUUAAAUUGACAGAAAAGCUAGUUAGAAAGAUAAAUAGCUGAUCCUUAUUGUUCUUAAGUAUUAUAAUUUACAAGCAAAUACGUUUAAAAAGAUGACAAGGAGUUCACAUAAAGAACUCUCUCACUUCCACUGCGCGUCAGAAUAGACUGCAGGUGUGGCACCGCAAAUGGAGAAGGCGCAGCCGGCCGCCUACAUCAUCAGCCUGCUGUGAUACAGAAUGGAAACUAGAAUGUGGGCACAAUGAAUGCAGAACGGAGAGACAGCACAAUUUAAGCACAAAGCUCCCAAAAAUUGCCGGUCCCGGGAAGGCAUUGUGUGCGUCGGUCUCGCUCAGCUCUUUGUUUUGUGAGACGCUGUGUCAGUCAGGGAAUUUCACUCGACUCCGCGUCAUAGACAGCGUAUGAGUUGCAGUUUGCCUGUUUAAAACCUUUCCAGUCGGCCUUGCCGAGCGUAAUGACGCGUUUCUUUUUCCUUGUUUGUUUCUGUUUUUUUUUGUUUGUUUGUUUUGUUUUGUUUUUAAUGUUUUUAUUACAUCAAUCGGGUUUGCUAUCCGCCUCCCAAGUGAAUGCGGUGCAGCGGAAACGAAAAGGCAGAGCAGGUUUUUAUGCAGAGGAGGGAAGUCAGUCUGGCACCGAAUCUUACAGCACCCAGCACCCACCAGAUGAUAUCCGCUGACAGCAGCAAACACAAUGAGAAGCAGAGCAGAGGAAGCCUGUGUUCAAUGAGAGGCCGAGGAUCUUGCAGAGAAGGGCCUGGACCCAGGCAGCACCGUACAAGGUGGAGAAGUUCCACCGAAGAGUCAGUGACUCCAUCGGGAACAGCUACAGCCCUGCAGCCAGAGAUUUCUCCACAUAUUUCAUCUAUAAGCUCCUCGGCUCAAAUGACACUCCGGAGCACAGCCAGGACAGGGAGGGGCCAACAUGAGAGAGGGCGUGGCAACUGGCAGUGCCGCCCUGUCGUCAUGCCAACAGGGUCCUGAAAAAGAGGGAGCCCAGACUACUCCAGCAUGUGGGUGAAGCUUGAAUUGAGGAAGGGCAUGGUGGAAGAAUUUGACUCACUUCAUAAGACAUGAAGUGAUUGUGUGAAUGCCAGGCACAUAAGAACAUAAGACAUUUCACCAAUGAAAGGAGGUCAUUUGGCCCACCAGUGCUCCUACGGUUCCUAUUUGCUGAAUGUUUGCUUGAACUUUGUCAAGUCAGGUCUUAACGAAUCCCAGUGAUUGAGCAUCAACAACAUGACUCUGUGUGAAGAAGUGUCUCCUACCUCUGUCAUGAUAAUGAUUCUGUGGAAAUAGUGACGAUUGCAAUCCCAAUUCUUCACACCCCCCCCCCCCCCCCGAGAAUUAGCAACCAAAAAAAACAUUUUGUUAUGACAUGAUUGAUGAAAAAAGGAUUCAUUUCUUAGAAGAUACUGAAGGAACAGACAAUAACAACUCUACUUUGUAAUCUUCCAUGGUUGUAUUAUUUAAAAUAAUUAAAAACUCAUUUUAAAAGAG
Molecule: messenger RNA, 1514 nt
Organism: Acipenser ruthenus (sterlet)
Lineage: Eukaryota; Metazoa; Chordata; Actinopteri; Acipenseriformes; Acipenseridae
Product: dynein axonemal heavy chain 3-like
Exons: 6
Coding region: 585-998 (137 amino acids)
Source: RefSeq, a predicted model, not a curated record